Molecule: messenger RNA, 2232 nt
Organism: Larimichthys crocea (large yellow croaker)
Lineage: Eukaryota; Metazoa; Chordata; Actinopteri; Sciaenidae
Gene: sirt2
Product: sirtuin 2 (silent mating type information regulation 2, homolog) 2 (S. cerevisiae)
Exons: 16
Coding region: 173-1285 (370 amino acids)
Cellular component (GO): nucleus
Molecular function (GO): histone deacetylase activity, NAD-dependent; transcription factor binding; NAD+ binding
Source: RefSeq, a predicted model, not a curated record
UAUCUCGUGGAAACUAGGUCACAACGAACACGGACUUAUUUCUGACGGACAACAACAAGACGCUUCAGUUGAAUGCUAGCUGUAGUGGACCUGUCGUAAUUUCGUAAAGUUCGGGCCUUACAUUCAUUGUCAUUCGGAUCCUUGUAGUUGAAGGGUCUCAGGAGUCGGAUAGAUGUCUGAUGCAUCAGAGCUUCCUAAAAAAGAAGAGGAGGAGGUUUCACCAGAGCCAGAACCAGAGGAGCAGUCCGACGACAGCAGCGAGGACGAGGCUGCAGGAGACACAGAGAUGGACUUCCUCCGGAACCUCUUCUCCGGCGCCCUCGGCCUCGGCUCGCCAGAAAAAGUCCUGGAUGAGCUGACUCUGGAAGGAGUGGCUCGAUACAUAAAGAGCGGGAAAUGUCAAAACAUCCUCUGCAUGGUCGGGGCAGGAAUAUCCACGUCGGCUGGGAUCCCUGAUUUCCGCUCACCUGGAACUGGCCUGUAUGCAAACUUGCAGAAAUAUAACCUGCCUUACCCAGAGGCCGUCUUCCAGAUAGAUUACUUCAAGAAACAUCCCGAGCCUUUCUUCGCCUUGGCCAAGGAGCUUUACCCUGGACAGUUUAAGCCGACGGUCUGUCACUACUUCAUGAAGCUGCUGAAGGACAAGGGGCUGCUGAGACGCUGCUACUCACAGAAUAUUGACACUCUGGAGCGCGUGGCCGGCCUCGAGGGAGACGAUCUAAUCGAAGCACAUGGAACGUUCUACACGUCUCACUGUGUCAGCUUCUGUUGCCGCAAGGAGUACAACCUGGACUGGAUGAAAGAAAAAAUCUUUUCGGAUGACGUUCCUCGAUGCGAUAAGUGCAGCAGUUUGGUCAAGCCAGAUAUCGUCUUCUUUGGAGAGAAUCUUCCUGUCCGGUUCUUCACUUCAAUGAAAAUGGACUUUCCACGCUGUGAUCUUCUCAUCGUCAUGGGGACGUCUCUGCAGGUCCAGCCAUUUGCAGGUCUAGUCAGCAGGGUUUCAAAAAGUUGCCCCAGACUGCUCAUUAACAUGGAGAAAGCAGGGCAGGCUGAUCCUCUGUUAGGGUUGCUGGGUUUUGGAGGAGGGAUGGACUUUGACUCAGACAAGGCGUACAGAGACGUGGCUCACAUCAGUACAUGUGAUGACGGUUGUUUGGCUCUAGCUGACCUGCUGGGAUGGAAGGCGGAGCUGGAAGAAUUAGUGAAGCGGGAACACGCCAGAAUUGACAGUCAAGAUAAGAGCGGCGAGAGCAAAGGAGCUGCAGCCAAGGACACAGAAGUGUAGUGAUGCCACAGCUGCCCUUUAAAGGAGUUUGCCUUUUGAAGGGAGAUUUAUGAUGAUCAGAGUUUCUGUUUGGAAGUGAAGUUCAUUCUCCAUCUGCAGAUGUUUAAUGCUUCCCAACAACCUCACAGGGACAUCCCUGUGUUUUAUGCUCCUGUCUUGUUUAUAUAACACUUAUUUGCACUUUACUUACAUUCAUUAACUUUUUCUUUGCAUUGGCUCAAAUCUGUCUCAGAUGUAUAUUUCUUUCUGAGGCAGUUAACUCUGUGCAUGGGCAGAUUUUACUGCAAUAGACAGUGGCGUUGUUCCUACUACAUCCACAUUUAUGCGACACGUGUUUACAGAUUUCACAGAGUAUAGAAGGUAACCAAAACACCGGACAACCAAGUAUUGGACACAUCUCAUGGAGUGAGUUGAGCUUCACUUCAUUUCAGUUGAUGCUUCCUCUAAAGAUAAGCAGGCUGUUAUUGUAUAUUUUAUGCCAUUCCCUGAAGCCAAAAUCCAUUGGCUUGAUUGGUCAGCUAAGUACUUCCUGAUAAGUGAACAGAGGUAGUUGUAAACAUAACAGGAUAAUCGGUUAUGUGGAACUUUUAAAUUAUUGAGUAUAAUAAUUGUUUUUCAUGUUUAACCUUCUGCUCCUGUUUGGUUUGACUUCUGUAACUUCUUUUAACAGAAUGUGCUCAGAUGUUUAAGGAACAACAACAAAGUGACGGUAACUUUGCUUUCUCUGCAGUAACCCUGAGUUAGUUGAUUUUGCUUUUUACACUUUUUGGAGACAGACAAUGUGCUAUAAAGACUUAAGAAGCAUAAACAGACACAAAUUGCUAAAAGAGGUGUAAUAAAUGUAAAAAUAAUAUAGGGGGUGGACAUAAUAACAUCAAUAUCUGUGUAUAUAAAGUCAUGGAAAACCAGUGCAAAUCCUGCAAUAAAUUUGACCUUUGUAAAGCUGA